Salvelinus namaycush (lake trout) is the source of this 1332-nucleotide messenger RNA. RefSeq names its product zinc finger protein ZIC 1. Gene Ontology annotation, biological process: central nervous system development; regulation of transcription by RNA polymerase II. The record is from RefSeq and is a predicted model, not a curated record. The coding region runs from base 1 to 1332 and encodes 443 amino acids. The transcript is spliced from 3 exons. Gene Ontology annotation, molecular function: RNA polymerase II cis-regulatory region sequence-specific DNA binding; DNA-binding transcription factor activity, RNA polymerase II-specific. Gene Ontology annotation, cellular component: nucleus. NCBI's taxonomy places the organism in Eukaryota, Metazoa, Chordata, Actinopteri, Salmoniformes, Salmonidae.
AUGCUUCUGGAUGCAGGACCCCAGUACCCCACCAUAGGAGUCACUACGUUCGGCUCCUCGAGACAUCACUCAACAGGCGAAGUCACAGAAAGAGAAGUGGCUUUGGGGAUAAAUCCGUUCGCAGACGGGAUGGGAGCUUUUAAAAUCAACCACAGCUCCCACGACCUGGGCUCCGGCCAGACGGCGUUCUCCUCCCAGGCUCCCGGCUACGCUGCUGCCGCCCUGGGUCACCACCACCACCCGACGCACGUCAGCUCCUACUCCACCGCAGCAUUCAACUCCACCCGGGACUUUCUCUUCAGAAACCGGGGCUUCGGGGAUGCCACCAGCGCGCAGCACAGCCUGUUCGCCUCGGCAGCGGGAAGUUUUGCAGGGCCACAUGGACACUCUGAUGCCGCGGGGCACCUGCUCUUCCCGGGACUCCACGAGCAAGCCGCAAGUCAUGCAUCAUCAAAUGUCGUCAACAGCCAGAUGCGCCUUGGCUUUACCGGGGACAUGUACGGCCGGGCUGACCAGUACGGCCACGUUACGAGCCCCCGAUCCGACCACUACGCCUCGUCCCAGCUGCAUGGCUAUGGUCCUAUGAACAUGAACAUGGCGGCUCACCACGGGGCAGGGGCCUUCUUCCGAUACAUGAGGCAGCCCAUCAAACAGGAGCUCAUCUGUAAGUGGGUCGAGCCCGAACAGUUGUCGAACCCCAAAAAGGCUUGCAACAAAACGUUCAGCACGAUGCACGAGCUUGUGACCCACCUGACAGUGGAGCAUGUGGGGGGACCGGAGCAGUCGAACCAUAUUUGCUUUUGGGAAGAGUGCGUCCGAGAAGGAAAACCAUUCAAAGCCAAAUACAAACUGGUAAAUCAUAUCAGAGUGCACACCGGAGAGAAACCAUUCCCAUGUCCCUUCCCCGGGUGUGGAAAAGUGUUUGCCCGAUCGGAAAACCUGAAGAUCCACAAAAGGACUCACACUGGUGAGAAGCCUUUCAAGUGUGAGUUUGAGGGCUGCGACAGGCGGUUUGCGAACAGCAGCGACCGGAAGAAACACAUGCACGUCCAUACGUCUGACAAGCCUUAUCUCUGCAAGCAAUGCGACAAGUCCUACACACAUCCAAGCUCUCUGCGGAAACACAUGAAGGUUCACGAGGCCACCACGCAAGGACCCCAACCGUCACCAGCGGCCAGUUCCGGGUACGAGUCGUCCACGCCGCCCACCAUCGUGUCCCCGUCCACAGAUAACCAGAAUUCCAGUUCCAUCUCACCGGCAGCAUCGACAGUACACCACACGACCAGUCACCACACCACGCUGUCGUCAAAUUUUAAUGAAUGGUACGUGUAA